AUGGCCACCAGACCACGGGUGCGCACCGCCUCCGCUGAGGGCUCGCUCCAGCUUUCCCAGCCCACGCCCGAUCUGCACUCCCCCACCGACGGCUUCGCGACCCAUGUCGAGCGCCUCGAGAAGCACGCCGAACGCAUGAGCUCCAGCGGCUCGGACAUCGGCGAGGAAAUUCGCAAGCUGCAGCUGGAGGAGAAGGAGCAGAGCCGCCGCUCGUCUCUGGCUUCGCACACCCAUGCAGACCCCGACAACGCGAAACCCGUGCCCGCCGGCAGGUCGCGAAACACGUCAAUAAGCUCCUACAACAACUCGAUUGUCGAUGUCAACACCCAGGCCCGCUGGGGCGGCUAUUCGCCCACCGCCUACAUAACCUCUCCGAAGGGGUCAAUCCGCUCUGGCUCGUGGUCCCACCGCUCCGGCGUGCAGCGCCAGCAAUCCGUGUCCCAGACACAGGGCUCGCUGGGUGAGUUCCCUGAGAACAUCGACGAAGCCGACACUGCCACCGUCUACAACGAGCCGCAGCCCGCAACCGCCGACUUCGCCCAGCUCCACGCCCGCAACGCCUCCCAAUUCAGUCUCGAGUACGAUAAGAUUGUGGCAGACAUAGAGAAUGAGCUGGCCACCGUGCCGAGUCAGGAGUCGGCUCCCGCUGCCGGUGCCUACGGACGCGUGGCCCACGGCAUGCUGGACCCUGACGAGCUCCCUGACCGGCCUGCUACCGCCGACACGUAUCAGCAAGCUCAGACGGCCUUCCAUGACUUUGAUGGCGUGCACUGCACCACUGGCAUGACGGGCCUGCGAGAGAUAUCAGAGGGUAGUGAGCACGCCAUGUUGCACUCCAUCCCACACGACUAUCGGGCGGGAAUUCCUCCGCCUGACGACGGCAUGGUUUACUAUCCUGCACCUGUCCCGAAGAUGUUGAACUUGCCAAAGCGACUCUCCCAGCUCCCUUCGAACGAUUUGCGGAACAAGCGGCGGAGUCAAGUCCUGGGAGGUAUGGUUGCUGAAGCCAGGAACUCGGCGUUAUGGCUGGGCGGCAAGCCCGACAAGCCUGAUAACCGCAAGAGUGGAGCCUUCCGCCAUAGUGCUCACAUGGAUAAGCUUCCGCCCCAGCUCCGCGCCAGCGCGUACUUUGAUCAGCCAAACGUGCCGCACGAUAUUGAGAUCAAGGGCGAGUCUGCCCGGGCGACCCUUGAUGAUAUCCUGGAUGCAUCAACCAGUGCCCCUGUCAGUGCUUUCACCGACCACCCCGUUGCUGGGCCAGUUGGAAAGGCCGCCGUCUAUGGCAAGGAGAAUAAGCGGAAGAGCAUGUUGGAAAAGCGGAAAAGCGCAUCAUCUUUGCUUGAUUUGGACAAGAGGAAGAGCUCAACGACCCUGUUGGACGACGAUGAGAAAGCCGAGAAGGAGCCCAAGAAGGAGAAGAGGAAGUCGUCCUUUGGGUUUUUGUUGGGGCGUCGCUCAAGCACAGAUGAGGUGUCGAAGCAGCUCAAGAAGAAGAGUAGCAGCGGUAAGAUGAACAAGCUGCAAAAGCGAAACAGUCAGAUGAGUCUAUCGAAUGCACUGGAUCAGGGUGAAGCCGCCGGGCAGCAAAAGCGACGAGGAUCUACCUCCAGCCAGGGAUCUCAUGUCAACGAAUCCACAGCACUUCAUCCGGACGAGCAUCAUGGCGACGCCUAUAACGGCAUGGAGACGUUAUCGCGUGACGGCAGCGACCAUUACGAUGACGAGGGACAGUUCGAUGAUGAGGAGGGCUUCAUCGGAGCGCCCACGACGCUCCUUGCCGAGUUGCAAAUGCGCAAGGCUCAACAGCGUGAGCGAAGCCGUACGGCGGCGACUGCAUUUCCAAACGGUAUGCAUAGCACUCUCCUUCAACUAGAUGCUGUUGCGGAAAUCGAGAAGAGAAAACGCCAAAACCAACGUGUCAACCUUGCCUGGGAAGCCCCCAACCAGGAAGAAGAAGACGACGAGGUGCCGCUAGCCAUGCUAUAUCCCAAUCAGAAUGGCCUUGCCAGCAAGGCUGGUCAGGGAGCGGGCGGUCGUGCUGACGACUGGGACCGUCCCCUUGGCUUGCUUGAGAAGAAGGAACUAGAGGACAGCGAACCUCUCAGCAGGCGCAGGAACCGUCUGCGCGGACUCCAUCCGGAUACACCCCACGCUCCUGAUGGCCAACGCAUGACGAUGCUCAGUGCCCACUCGCAAAGUCAACGUAACAGCAAUGAUCCCACUCCAGAACCUCCGCAAGUGAACCAGGAGUCGGAGGACGAGGAAGAGCCUUUGGCAGCGAGACGGGAGCGCCUCAAGCGUAAAGAAGCCUUGAACUCGGCGCUCGGCGACAUGAACUCGCGCCCCUUUAGCGGAGAUUUCGCGAGUGAGAUGAUGAGCCAGUUCGAUGGCCUCAAAGACGGGGGAGAGAAGAGUGGAGCCAAGGACGCGUCCCCGAAGACGCCUGGACUUGCCAACGAGGAAGAAGAGACGCUGGGACAACGUCGCGCCCGUCUGCAAGCCGAGGCUUUGGCCCGUGGCAGCACGACGCCUUCGGGCCUAUCCCCAGGAAACCCGUUGCGCCCGCCGCUCAAAGCAUCUCGCAGCCUGGCGGACAUUCUUUCGGCUCAUCCUGCUGGCAACCAGGCUGAUAAGAUUAGCAACGACGCAUUGCUCUCCAGCCUUCCGCAAGGCAGUCUGUUACAAAAGAGCGAGCACAAGACUGCCACUCGCCAGGCUCAUAUCCGUGAAGGCAACAAGCGGAGCACGAGCUAUGGAAUGGUAAAGCCCCUUCUAGAGGUAGGCCCUCCAAGUGAUGGCCGUACCAAGAGCAUGGUCCUGGAUGGUUCGAGCGGAGAGCGUGGUCUUCUCGGUAAAGACUACGGCACUGGACUGGCAGCUGGGCCGAGGAAGAGCGGCGUCCGUUCACUCGACAAGCGGGCCAGCAUGAUGGCCCUCGGUGCUAACAACAUGAACAUGAGCACCGGAAAUCUGGGCAUGAGCAUGCCGGCAGUGAACCAAAGCGGCCUCCUCAACCCGCAAGCUGGUAUGAUGGGCAUGGGCAUGCCGAUGCAGCAACAGCCCAUGAUGAUGGGUAUGGGCAUGCCAAUGCAGUCACCCAUGCCAAUGCCCAUGAAUAUGAACAUGGGGAUGGGCAUGAACAUGAACAUGGGAAUGGGCAUGAACAUGGGCAUGGGAGGUGCGGGCAUGACUGGCUAUCCCGGUGGGCAGAUGGUGAUGGGACAGCCGUACGGGAUGCAGCCUAUGGGCGGCAUGCAGAUGGGGAUGCCGGCAGGAAUGGGCAUGGGCAUGGGCAUGGGUGUUGGCAACCAGAUGCAAAUGGACCCUGCUAUGUUGGAUUCGGGCCGCAGGGCGGCUAUCGACAGAUGGAGACAAGACAUCUCCUCGUAA
Messenger RNA from Diplodia corticola, 3390 nucleotides. RefSeq lists its product as uncharacterized. Bases 1 to 3390 code for a protein of 1129 amino acids. The transcript has a single exon. The record is from RefSeq and is a predicted model, not a curated record. NCBI's taxonomy places the organism in Eukaryota, Fungi, Ascomycota, Dothideomycetes, Botryosphaeriales, Botryosphaeriaceae.